UAUGCGGAAAACAGAUCCUCCGACAGUGGUUCCAUGGCCGACCAGCCCCAGCCCAACGACCCUAGCUGUCCUGGAGUGGAGCCUGCAGCUGCUGCAGCUGCUGCAGAACACAGCUGGUUCCCCGGACCCCCCCCCACCCAUCUACUCCUGCACCCUCACCCCACAGCUGGAGGCCAAGGCCCGGGAGGAGCUCCAGGAGAAACCAGAGUGGCGUCUCAGAGACGUCCAAGCCCUGAGGGACAUGGUUCUCAAGGACCACCCCAACCUCAGGACGCGUCUGGACGACGGCUUCCUGCUGCGGUUCCUGCGGGCCAGGAAGUUUGACUACGACCGCGCGCUGCAGCUGCUGCUCAACUACCAGGCGGGCCGGCGGGCCUGGCCCGAGGUGUUCCAGGACCUGAAGCCCUCCAGGGUGAAGCACGUGCUGGACCUGGGCUUCCUCACCGUGCUGCCCCAGCCCGACCCCGACGGGAGAUACAUCCUCUGUCUCAGGCCAGGGAAAUGGAAACCAAAUGAUUAUCCGUUUGUGGACAACGUCAGAGCCAUUUACCUGACCCUGGAGAAGCUGAUCCAGCCGGAGGACACGCAGGUCAACGGGAUCGUCAUCUUAGCCGACUAUACCGGGGUGGGAAUGUCACAAGCCUCCAAUCCAGGACCGUUUCUGGCCAAAAAAGUUGUGAGCAUUCUUCAGGACGGCUUUCCAAUCCGGAUCAAGGCUGUGAACAUCAUUAACGAGCCCAGGAUUUUCAAAGGCAUCUUUGCUAUAAUUAAGCCGUUUCUGAAGGAGAAGAUGGCAGAAAGGUACAUCCUGCACGGGUCAGACCUGCGGUCCCUGCACCGGAACAUCCCUCCGUCGGUGCUGCCGGAGGAGUACGGGGGCCUGAUGGGCCGGCUGGACCUGACUUCCUGGUCCAGACUGCUGCUGGACUGUGAGGAGGAGUUCAUCGUGGAGUUCUGCCAGCCAGACCCGCUAGAGAGCGUGCUGCUGCCAGACUCCAUGCUGUUUGAGGGAGCGCAGGAAGCCGGGGAGGACGAGGAUUCCUUCAGGGGGCUGCGCUCCCAACUCUACUACUGUUACUGAUGCACGCCGUAUAAAUGCACUCCCAGCACUGAGAGGACGCUGUUUCAUCUGGAACAUAUGACUUUUAGAGGGCAAGUUGCCAAUAUUCUCUGUGAUUUAUUUGACUAACUCAACAGCACUACUCAUUAGUUUACACAUAGACCAGCAUUCCACAUUCAUGGGUCCAGGGCAGCUCCAUGUGCAGCUCCAUGU
This is a messenger RNA of Cololabis saira (Pacific saury), 1273 nucleotides long. It is a transcript of the gene ttpal, whose product is annotated as tocopherol (alpha) transfer protein-like. Gene Ontology annotation, molecular function: phosphatidylinositol bisphosphate binding. Gene Ontology annotation, cellular component: membrane. NCBI's taxonomy places the organism in Eukaryota, Metazoa, Chordata, Actinopteri, Beloniformes, Belonidae. The coding region runs from base 2 to 1081 and encodes 359 amino acids. The transcript is spliced from 6 exons. The record is from RefSeq and is a predicted model, not a curated record.